UGUAACUACAUUACCUAUUGGAGGUGUAUACCAACAUAUGUCGGUGCCUAGGUACCUACACGUACACCUGCAAGCGUAGCCCAGAUAGCUCCCUAGCCGCUACUACUGUACAUAGUGUGCAUAUUAGUGCACCGGUACUUGCCUAAGUAGGUACCUACAUAGGUACCCUGGCGAGCCUGCUAGUACUGUAGUAGGUACCUCCUAGCGUGACUGCCCCUCCCCUGCAAGCCAUGAGGUCAACUGAGAAACCGCUCCGAUCUAGGAACGUGGGGUUACGAGUAAAAAUAAUCUUCCAAACCAGAGGAUAGGUGGGAUAAAAGCGAAACAGCCCAUACUAUACUAUAGCUGUCACAUCUCGCACAUGCUGGUCGUUUGAACAAUAUCUCAAUUGGCUCUUCUCCCAUUCCGUCCACCAUCGUACUCCUCCUGUUGUUACAGAGAGAACCUCGGGUUAAUCUGCGCUGUGUCACGCACCAAUCUCCUUCUCGUUUCGCCCGGCUCUCGGACAAUAAAGCACCAUGGAUUUAGUAAACCACCUUGAAGGGCGACUUCUAUUCGCCGUGCCAAAGAAGGGUCGUUUGAACCAAGCUGCACUAAACCUCCUUGAGGGCGCCGAUAUCCAAUUCAGGAGAGAAAACCGGCUUGACAUAGCAUUAGUCAAGAAUCUACCCAUCGCUCUGAUCUUCCUCCCCGCGGCUGAUAUACCUACUUUCGUUGGGGAGGGUCAGGUCGACCUGGGAAUCACCGGCCUGGACCAAGUUCAAGAGCACGACGCAGGGGUGCGUGCUCUUUAUCGUGCAAGGCGGUUCUCAGGCGAGAUAACCAUGGAACAAGAAGUCGCCCAUAACGGGAGCGGCUCAGGCUGCGAGACAGUGUUGGAACUCGGAUUUGGCGCGUGUAAGCUCCAAGUACAAGUCCCGCAGAAUGGCGCCUAUAAUUCGCCUAAGGAUCUCAUCGGGAAGAACAUUGGUACCAGUUUCGUCCAUCUCGCGCAAAAAUACUUCGCCAACUUAGAACUGGAAGUGGACUCUGCAAAUGCGCAGGCAGACCAACCUGCAGAAUUCACCAAUAAACUGCGAACCCAGAUUAUUGAACUAAGUGGUAGUGUCGAAGCGGCUUGCGCUCUCGGUGUGGCUGAUGGUAUCGUCGACCUUGUCGAAUCUGGCGAGACCAUGAAAGCCGCUGGACUGAAACCAAUCGACACUGUGGUCGAAUCCAGUGCUAUUUUAAUCAAGUCGCGGAACCCGAGUAACCCGGAACUUGUCGAGCUUAUUGCACAGCGUAUUCGCGGUGUAAUAGCAGCAAACAAAUACGUUUUGUGUCAGUAUAAUAUCCAGAGGAGCACCCUUGCAGAAGCUACUAAGAUCGCUCCUGGGAAGAGAGCCCCAACAGUCACAUCGCUAGAUGAGGAGGGGUGGGUCGCUGUCAGCGUCAUGGUAGAAAAGAAGAGAAUCGCGCCUAUCAUGGACGAAUUGAGUAAAAUCGGAGCCCAUGACAUCCUGGUACUAGACAUUAAAAAUAGUCGCGACUAGGGUAGUGAGUCGCCAUGAGAUUUAAUUCAGCAAUAUCCACGGAAAGACUUGAAGUUGUCCCUAACUAUAACAAAACAAACGUCAACCAAAUCAGAGUAGAAUGAUGAAGCUAUAAUUAUAUUCCGACAAAACGAAGCGCGAAGUGUUUGGCCGCGAAUUUCGGAGGUUUUCAAGGAUGAGCAACUAGGCGCAUGGGUCGAUGAUGUUAUAUUAUGGGGUCUCCCUCUCGGGAUACCUAGCAGACGGUUACAUCACGUUAAAUGCAUCCGCAUGCCGGCUUGACUGGGCUGUGGACCC
Xylaria bambusicola is the source of this 1829-nucleotide messenger RNA. RefSeq lists its product as uncharacterized. The transcript is spliced from 4 exons. The record is from RefSeq and is a predicted model, not a curated record. Gene Ontology annotation, biological process: L-histidine biosynthetic process. NCBI's taxonomy places the organism in Eukaryota, Fungi, Ascomycota, Sordariomycetes, Xylariales, Xylariaceae. Gene Ontology annotation, cellular component: cytoplasm. Gene Ontology annotation, molecular function: magnesium ion binding; ATP phosphoribosyltransferase activity. The coding region runs from base 519 to 1532 and encodes 337 amino acids.